Messenger RNA from Protopterus annectens (West African lungfish), 5453 nucleotides. It is a transcript of the gene PAFAH1B1, whose product is annotated as platelet activating factor acetylhydrolase 1b regulatory subunit 1. Gene Ontology annotation, cellular component: kinetochore; nuclear envelope; neuron projection. Gene Ontology annotation, molecular function: dynein complex binding; microtubule plus-end binding. The coding region runs from base 1 to 1083 and encodes 360 amino acids. Gene Ontology annotation, biological process: brain morphogenesis; establishment of mitotic spindle orientation; germ cell development. The transcript has 9 exons. The record is from RefSeq and is a predicted model, not a curated record. Lineage: Eukaryota; Metazoa; Chordata; Ceratodontiformes; Protopteridae.
AUGGCCAGUACUAGGUUACCUUGGCAGAUAACUGAAAGUGUCACUAAGGCAAGUGAGGAAUUUGAACAUCUACUGUUGCAGGUUAUGGAGCUAGAGUCAAAGCUUAAUGAAGCAAAAGAAGAGUUUACUUCAGGUGGACCUCUUGGUCAGAAACGAGACCCUAAAGAGUGGAUACCACGUCCUCCAGAAAAAUAUGCUUUGAGUGGGCAUAGAAGUCCAGUCACUCGAGUCAUCUUCCAUCCAGUUUUUAGUGUUAUGGUCUCUGCUUCAGAAGAUGCGACAAUAAAGGUCUGGGAUUAUGAAACGGGAGAUUUUGAACGGACACUUAAGGGACAUACAGAUUCUGUACAGGAUAUCUCAUUUGACCAGACUGGGAAACUGUUAGCUUCAUGCUCUGCUGACAUGACCAUCAAGCUAUGGGAUUUUCAAAGCUUUGAGUGUAUCCGAACAAUGCAUGUUUGUGUGAAGACUUUCACAGGACAUAGAGAAUGGGUGCGUAUGGUACGACCUAAUCAGGAUGGCACCUUAAUUGCAAGCUGUUCAAAUGACCAGACAGUGCGAGUAUGGGUAGUAGCAACAAAGGAAUGCAAAGCUGAACUUCGAGAACAUGAGCAUGUGGUAGAAUGUAUUUCUUGGGCCCCAGAAAGUUCUUACGCUACUGUUUUGGAAGCUACAGGAUCUGAGACAAAGAAGAGUGGCAAACCUGGACCUUUUCUACUGUCUGGAUCCAGAGAUAAGACCAUUAAGAUGUGGGAUGUUAGCACUGGCAUGUGCCUUAUGACACUGGUAGGGCAUGACAAGACUCAGAGAAAAGAGCAGCUGGGGAGAAUUAUGAAAAAUGACUUGCAGGCCCUGUACUUGAGGAUAUCCGUAACUACCAUUGAAAGUAAAGAACCUAAAGCCAUCAGAUUAUGCUUAUCAGGUAUUUUACUUCAAGAUAUGUACUGCUUAGGUGAAAGAUGGUAUUUGAGGUAUUGUACUGUGAUGGGUCUUUUUCUUUUCUCCACAGAUUUCCACAAGACCGCCCCAUAUGUGGUUACUGGAAGUGUAGAUCAAACAGUUAAAGUGUGGGAGUGCCGUUGAUCAAAUUUCAUUUCCCUUUCCUUCUGGAUGCACUCAAAUGCUGUGGUUACCAUCAAGCUCUGUUUAAAUAACUAUUGUCCUUUCAUGUAAAUUAUUAUGGAUGUAGAUUGAGCUUAUUAAAUGUUACACAAAGUAUUCAUGCAUGGUGAAUCCAAACUGUAUACUGUAAAUUUUACAUACAUCGUCUAGAAAUACCAUAGGUUUAAGAACAUGGGCUGGCAUUGGUCACAUCAGAUCUGUGAAGGCAGCUGUAGAUUGGUUAACUGAUAGUAGGGCAUUGAAAUGUAAUAUUUGACAGUGUUGCCUGUCUGUCAGAUUUUGAUGCGUUUGGGAGUACCUAGGUUGAUGGUCUGUUCAAAUCUUGAAGUCAAGGUUUGAGCAUUGGGGUGGGGGCGGGGGGCUACAGCAGUUUUCAUGACAUGUCAGUAGCAAAUUCUGAAGUCCAGUUAGUGUAUGACAUGCAUAGAAGAUUUUAUGACAGGCAGAGAAGAUUUACAGAAUUGUAAUUCAGAGUUUGAAGAACCUUAAUAUAUUUAUUGCCAUCCCAGCACAAACAGACCAUAUACAUAGGAAUUAUUUGUAGUGUAGGACGAUCUUAUUCAAGGAGGUGGCAUUUUCACAACUGACGGUCAUAUUUGUAUAGUGCCACAUUAUUUUACAGGGUAUGGUCAAUUGUUUUGUGUCAGACCAAAGCAUUGCUCCCUUACCCCAUAGUAAAUAACUGUACAAGGUUCAUUAAGAGCAUUUGUUGUUACAGUGAUCCAAGGCUUGAGUACCAUAUUUUAUUCAGUUAGGGAUGUGCAAUAGCUUUUGUUUGAGAAGACAAAAGAAGCAUAAAAUGCACUUGUUUUGGGAGUAGCAGUGAAUACUAUAGCAAGUCAGUGUUACCUCUGGUUACAGAUUAGCUUGUGAAGAUGAAAACUUUAAGAGUAAAGGCAGGUACAACCUUUAAUUUAUUAAGCGUUAUUCACAAAAGAGAAAGCCCCUUCAGAAAAGAAUACACAAUUCAAUAAUCUGAAUGCUUGAAGAAUUUCAGCACUAGAAAUUUCCUUUAACUGUAAUGUAUGUUCCACCAGGUAAAGUUGUUAAACUGUACAUCCCUAAAGUUAAAUCAAAGACAAAGUUCUAAAUCAAGUAUUUAAUAACUUUGAAGCAGUGACAUUGUAUAUAAAUGUGUAACAUGGUAAUUAGACUGUUUACAAACCCGAUCUUAAAGCAUUCUGCCCUUAAACUGUAAGAAUUAUGUUUAAUGUAUUUAAUUUCAACAGACAAGUGAAAUAAAUGAUUUAUUUCACUGUCUUGGACUGUGUAGGAUGAGUAGUUCAUACAGUAAAAUGUACAGUAAAUACUUUCCUUUUGGGGAGGGAAAGAACAAGUAUAAGCAGGAAAUAAAGUGGUGUGUUCAUUACUUUCUUCAUGACCAUUUGGAGCAAUGCCAGUGCUUUACUCCAGGUUUGUGUAGAAUAACUGGAUUUCUGAAAGAUAUGCUUGAGUACUAACCAAAUGAAGUUACUACUUUUCAAGUUUUGAAGUUUAAUAGCUAUAGAGAAAUUGUGCUCAUUGUCUGAGUUUCCUUUGUUUUGAGUUCUGCAUUUCCCACAGUUCACACACUGACAACUGAGCCUUAUCCUUAAGAAACUUCUCAUCUUUACAGAUUGCCUUCACAAUAAAAAGUGGCCUACAGCGAAUAACCUUGUACCUAGUGUCUCAGUGUAUCCUCUCUAUUAUACCACUGUUCCUGCAUAAAGAACCUUUUUUGGAUUAAUUCCACCCUUACUCCCGUUAUAACACAGUCCAAGAAUGCAUUUGUUUUCUGUGAUGGGACUUCAGAAAUUGAAGGGAAAGCUGCUGGUGAAAAAAGGAGAAAAUAAAUGAUUGACACAAUGAACACUGAAUAAUUGCACCAGUUACUGGCAAGAGUGCAGGUAACUCAGCAUUACCCAAAGUGAAACAAACUAAAUGGUAAGAGGUUUUAAAUUGUCAGCAUUUGGAUUCACCCGAGAAGACUUCUAAAAAUGUUUGCUUUUAUUCAUGGAUACACAACUCGGAAGCAGAGUGGGAUGUAUUAUUAUCCAGAGGUUAGCUCAGAUUUCUGUUCCAGAAGUGCUGUAUUUAUUUGGAGCAAAAUUGAUGGAUAUCUUCCUUUGGAGAGUACAUUCUGAGUAGUGGUUUUCAAAAUGAAACCGGACUUGGAUUCCCAUUUGUACUAUAUACUCAUAAACUUUUGGGGGGCAAGCUGCAUCUUAAAAUUUUAUUACACAAAUUAAACAUGUCUAAUUGUAUCAUAUAUUAAUGUGUUGUCCAGAACUCCAAAUUUGUCUUUCUGAAACAAGAAAUAAAACAAUAAAAAGAAGUUAUGGCAGACCAGUAUUUACAGUCACACUUUAUAGGAAAAUCGUAAGAAAUGUUUUCUUUUUAUGAAGUUUACAACUCUGGUUGUUUUCAGGCUAUGUAGUAUUCAGAAGAAAGGCACAGUAUAUACUAUGUUGGUUUAUUUUAGUUUUCUUUCCUUGCCCUUCCGAAAAGGGGAUAGUGUCAUUGUCUGUCUAUCUGGUCUACAUAACAAAUGUUUAGUUACAUUAAUUAUCAGAUUAAAUUAUUUAAAGAAAAUUGCUUUUUUCUUUAUAGUGAUGUCACCACAGGCAGAAACUAUUUAGUGGUACUCCACAUUAAAUAGUGUAUUUUGUUUUUUUAAGCAAGUGUGCUUGCUUUAAAUAAUUAGCUAUGAAGACAAUAAGCAUGUGUUUUAGAUUUGUAGUCUGCCUUAAACAGCUGUUCUGAAGUUGAAGGUGAAUUUAUCUUAAAAUCAGAUUUUGGUAAUUUCUCGUGUGUGCUGCAUGUUAAGAAAUUUGAAAAAAUGUUUGGGUGUUCCCUGAAACCUGUAUUAACAUUUUGUCAUACUUGAUUGAAAUGUAUUGGAAACCUGAUAUGUGAAUAUCAGGCUUUCGAGUAAGUCCCAUUAAAUAUUUGUUUGACUUCACACAAAAUGCACAAUGGGAAUGAAAACUAAUCUCUCCACCCCCCCACCCCCCCACCCCAGUCUGAUAACAGUGGCAGACUGUCGUCAACCUUUCAUGUUUAACAUGCUGCAAAGUAUUACCAGAACAUGCAGUUCUUUUAAAUUGUCUGUAACUGAGAAUGGUUAGUUUAAAUAUAAUUUCCACAUCUUUUAAAAUACAUUGGCUUGGAAUGUCAUAAACCUUUGUUCAUUUGAAAAUAUUUUAAUGCUAUGUGGUGCAUUUGUAUGAAAAUGUCCAUUAAGGCAAUUGGAUUCCUUGGAAACGUCAAGUGAAUUUGAAGGCAAUGGUAUGGGUGAGUCAGAAGACAUUCCAUGUUGCCACAUUAGUCUGUUUGCCCAUAAAUAUAGGAACCAAGAAAAUAUAAAUGUAGGAAUGUUUGACAGCUGCAUACUCUCUGGGUUGCAUAAAUUAUUUAAUUGCAUCUUGCACUUCAGAAAAACGUCCAGCUUUUGUGCCUGUGCGUUGUGACCAGUUGUGUGCCCAGUGCACCAAUCAAAAAUAAAUAGCUGCUAAUAAGUCAGCCAAGAGCUCUUCAGCAUUUGUAGUAUCUUGGAAGCUAUAGCUACAGACUUAACAUGCCCAUUCUGCUGUCAGUACCAUGCUUUCUUUUAUUUCUGUUUUUACGACUGCCUGAUUAACACUUGCAAGUAGCUUUUCAAGAAAAGCCAUUUAGAAAAUGCAGAUAAUGUCCAACAGUGUUGGCUUGGUAAUCCUCAAGAUUAAGUUGGGGGGAGUGAGGACUGAUAGCCAUCUCUGUACCUUCCAUCAGGGAACAAAGUGGUACUUAAAAAGGGUAAAUAUAUUGACCACUCAUGGACUAAAAUUGAAGAUAGUAGCGGGCUACUCAAAAAUCAAGUUUUGUAAUUGCUCCUUUUUAUCAGGGUAGGAGUAUUAUAAAAUACGAGGUAAGUUUGCAAAGUAUCUUUGGGGGGGGGGGAGUGGAUUUACAAGUCACAACUGGCUGUUGGCCUGUAUCCUUCCAUUGUCUUGUGAAUGUCUGCUUUUCUUGUCCUACCUUUUCAGUUUUCCAAAAAUUGAUUCUGAAGACAAGUUUGUAAAUCCUUUAAGUCAGAGGUUGCAGCAAUCUGCUGAUUUGAAGCUACAGAUCGGUUUCUCAAGAGCAAAAUAGAGGCUUUGAGUUGGUAAAAAGUUCCACAACUUUAAAAAUAACCGAGACAGUUGACACAGUACAAGCAAUCAGAAAGAAAUGUGUAUAUAUAUAUACUGCCUCCGUGUUUUACAGUAAGAAUUGUUGCUAUAAAACUGUGUAAACAGAAUUUAUUCAUGUUUCCUGCAUAUUAAAAAACCUUAAUGUACCAGUUGGUAAACUAUUAAAUGCAUAUAAAACUA